Messenger RNA from Siniperca chuatsi (mandarin fish), 3532 nucleotides. It is a transcript of the gene acsbg1, whose product is annotated as acyl-CoA synthetase bubblegum family member 1. Gene Ontology annotation, molecular function: long-chain fatty acid-CoA ligase activity. The transcript has 14 exons. The coding region runs from base 895 to 2982 and encodes 695 amino acids. Gene Ontology annotation, cellular component: endoplasmic reticulum; membrane. The record is from RefSeq and is a predicted model, not a curated record. NCBI's taxonomy places the organism in Eukaryota, Metazoa, Chordata, Actinopteri, Centrarchiformes, Sinipercidae.
AAAAUAUGCUUUGGGCUGGCUCUGCUAUAUAUUUAUUAAAGUAUGCCUGUAAGGAUACUGUAUAGGGAGAGGAAUUGAAAUAACUCAGAGGAAAGAAUGGCAAAAUUUAUCAAAAUAGCCACUGAUACCUGGGCUAUAGUUUUCUUUCACACUGCACUAACUGAAUUAGUGAAAGUAUUCCUGCUUUUGCAGAAGACUCUUGGGGACCUAUGCCAUCACAUAACAGCCAUAAAUAUUGCACACCAAGGAUGCAAGGAUGAUUGCAUAACUGCAAAAUGUAAUGCAUUUGUCUAAUUGUUGUUGAUCUAGAAUUAACAGCUGCCUUGACUGGCUAAAGACCACAGGGUUUGAAGUAUGUAAAAGGGGCUCCAAAAUUGUUAAAUUAAGUAUUAAAGCUCUAUGCAACUUUUUCAAUGAACUGAGAUUGUCUGUAGAGUAGGAGCCACAUACAAACCCAAUUGAUCAACCUUUGAAAUACUUAAAUUUAAAUAUUGUGCUAUUAUAAUUUCCAUCCAACUCACAUACCUUGGUGAAAGUAUAGUAUUGUUAUGAUUUGGGUUUUUACCAUUCUGUGUGUGAUUUAAGGGAAGAUAAUAAUCAGUUUUACAUAUGAAAAGACUUAACUGAUUUAAAUUCAGGACAUGGUCUUGAGCGAGCAGUCCAAUCCACUGCACACGUGGACUUUCUGAUUUGUUUCGCAACCAUUAAUGGAUUCACGAGGCUUGUGAAACUGCAUUUUUAGUUUACUAGUUCCUGAAAAAUACAUGUGUUAUUAUUAAAGAGUUUCUGUUUCACACCAGUCAGAUUUUGAAAAGUGUCUCCUUUGAGCAAAUCCAGAGGCUUGGUCCUACAUAACCUGUAGCCACAAUACCAGGACAUCUACCAACUAACAGUAUGGAAUUUCCUGAUGAAGGAAAGGGAGAUGUUCAGCUUGUAACAAGUGUUCAGGAGUCUAUGGCACACGAUCAGACAGAUAGUGAAGAACAUGCCUCUGUAGGAAAGAAAAACAUAGAAGAGGAGUUUGCUGGCACACCUCUUGCUCCAGCUCAUUCUCUCUGGACUACUGAUGCUAAAGGUUCAGUAAGACUGAGAAUUGAAGACGGGUGUCCAGAGGAACCUGUCACAGUUCACCAAAUGUUCAAAGCCUCAGUUGAAAAAUAUGGAAACAUGUACGCACUCGCCAGCAAGAAGAACAACAAAUGGGAAAAGAUAACUUUCUUAGAGUAUUAUCAAUUAUGCCGGAGAGCAGCCAGGAGCUUUAUAAAGCUUGGUUUAGAGCGAUUCCAUGGAGUGGCAAUAUUAGGAUUCAAUUCAGCAGAAUGGUUCUUCUCUGCAGUCGGUGCCAUCAUGGCAGGGGGGAUAAUGACAGGAAUUUAUGCCACAAACUCACCAGAAGCUUGCCACUACGUGGCUAGUGACUCCAAAGCCAACAUUAUUGUGGUGGAAAACCAAAAGCAAUUGGAUAAAAUCCUGCAGAUAUGUGACAGACUGCCCCAUCUGAAAGCCAUAGUGCAGUACAGUGGACACCCCCAGCAGAAGAGCUCCAAUCUUUACUCUUGGGAGGAGUUCAUGGAGCUGGGUCUGGAUGUUUCUGAGGAAGAACUGGAUGACAUCAUCAGCAGCCAGAGAGCCAACCAAUGCUGCGUCCUGAUCUACACCUCUGGCACCACAGGCAAGCCGAAGGGAGUCAUGCUCAGUCAUGACAAUAUCACAUGGACUGCCAAUCAUGCCAGCAGGGCUGGGAACAUGCAGCCGGCUGACACCAAACAGGAGUCACUAGUAAGCUACCUGCCUCUCAGCCACAUCGCAGCUCAGAUCUAUGAUCUCUGGACGGGCAUCCAGUGGGGUGAGCUGGUGUACUUUGCACAGCCAGAUGCCUUAAAGGGAAGCCUCAUAACAACACUGCGAGAAGUUUGUCCUACAUCCCACAUGGGUGUCCCACGGGUAUGGGAGAAGAUGAUGGAGAAGAUAAAACAGGGAAUUAGUGAGUGUGGAUAUGUGAAAAAGAAACUGGUGACAUGGGCAAUGUCAGUCAGUAUGGAAGCCAAUCAAAAGUGCAUGCAAAAGGAUGAUGAGAAACCAUUCCUCUUUUUCCUGGCUGACAGCUUUGUGCUGCAGAAGCUUCGGGCUGAGCUGGGCCUGUCUUGCUGUCAGAAGUUCUUCUCUGGAGCAGCACCAAUCGGAAGUGAAACAGUGCAGUUUUUCCUGGGCCUGAACAUCUGGCUGUAUGAGGCGUAUGGCAUGAGUGAGAGCACAGGACCCCACUUUAUGUCAGGUCCCAAAGCUUACAAACUACCAAGCUGUGGCAAGGUGGUGCCUGGCUGUCGAUACAAAAUGGCCAACAUAGACUCUGACGGGACAGGUGAAAUUUGCUUUUGGGGACGUAACAUUUUCAUGGGUUUCCUCAAUGUGGAAGACAAAACAAGAGAAGCUUUUGAUGAAGAUGGAUGGCUGCAUUCUGGAGACCUGGGGAAGAUAGACGAAGAGGGUUUCUUGUACAUCACAGGGAGAAUUAAAGAGUUGAUCAUCACUGCUGGAGGGGAGAAUGUCCCCCCUGUUCCCAUAGAGGAAGCAGUGAAGAGGGAGCUACCUAUCAUCAACAAUGCCAUGCUCAUAGGAGACAAGAAGAAAUUCUUGUCAAUGCUUUUGACCCUAAAGUGCUGUAGCAAUACAGAAACCAUGGAGCCAACAGAGGAGCUGAGUAUGGAGGCUGUGGUGUUUUGCCAACAGCUAGGCAGCCAAGCAACCAAAGUGUCUGACAUCAUUGGAGGAAAUAACAAAGAAGUGUACCGGGCAAUUCAAGAGGGAAUCGACAGAGUCAACUCUGCAGCUACCUCUAAUGCCCACCGCAUACAAAAGUGGACUAUUCUCAGAAAGGACUUUUCUGUUUCUGGAGGAGAGCUGGGUCCCACAAUGAAGCUUCGUCGCCCUGUCGUGUUGGAGAUGUACCACAAGGUCAUAGAGAGCUUCUAUCAAGAAUAGUGUCAUGUUCCUAGAGAAAUGACUGUUUAACUGUUAGUAUGAAAAUCACGACACUUGCAUAUGUCAUCAUUCUUGUGGACAUGCAUGGAAUUUAAUUAUGUGUCUUGUGUACAGAAUGCAGAACCAUAUUUAAUUUGUUAAUAUUUAAGAGUAAACCAAGAUUAAGUUUUAAAUACACUGCAGUGCAUAAUACUUGCUAUUACAAAACCGAGAAUUUUACAAAGUCACAACAUUUUGAUGCAUCUUGUCAUAGACUGAAAUAUUUGUUUCUAAUUUAUUUUUGUCUAUAGUCAACAAUUUAUUUUUACUGCUUCAAAAUCAUACGUGUUACUUGCAUGACAGGAUCUGACUCUGCAUUUUGUGUAAAUUAGGUGGUAUUUAGUAUAUGGUUUAUACCAAUUCAGAUAAUAACUCACAAAAACGUGAACAUAACUUUUACCAGGAUUCUAAUCACAGGGGUCACAGAGUCAUCAUGAAAGCAGAUGAGAGGGCUUAUGACACCCACAAAAGUCGUUUGCAUAACACUGAAUAAAAAGUCUGGCAUUUCUGA